AUGGCGAGACUCAACACAGCAAAAGCCCAAACGAGCAACGACUCCAAAAGGAGAUCAGCCCUGACGGAGCGGACAUCUCUUGCGUCGGACGAUAGCCUCACUUCCCAAAAGCGAGGUGCCACCAAGCGAGCCGAUGCCAAAGACAGCAUCCCCCGUCGAUCACAAACCGUGUCGUCCAGAAGACAAAACACCAGUUCCAGCAGCGAAUUCGAUAUCUUCACAGAUAGUGACCGGGUGGGCGAGAGCGGACGCGACGAAAGCUCGCCAACAAAACGAACCAAGGCGCGCACCCUCAAGACUGCACAGGUCAAUUCGCUGCUGCUCCCCCUGACACAGAGACCGCGCCAGAGGCAGUCAGACAAAGUGGACACAGACGACUACGACAAGGAGAAUGACCUCACAGAGAAUGAACCGUCACCCAUUCCACGGCGACGAAAUACAGGGCGGACACCAGCAAGGAAUAUCCUGUCCCCCAGAGAACAACCGCACACAGAAAGCAAAGCAGAGGAAGAGGAUGCUGGAGACACCAGCUCCAACUCGCUAGAUGAUUUCGUUGUCAGCGACAACGACGAAAUCAGCUACCAUGAGACGUCCGACUCUGAGACAGACGAAGAUGAGAGGACGCCAUCGCCGCCACCCUCUCCGGCACCCCAAAGCACACGGAAGAGACUCAUGCGAGGGCGAAGACCUGAUCCAGACACCGAGCUCCCCAAGUCUCUCAGCAAGCCUUCUUCGCUGCGGCUGGAGCCCUCCCCCCAAGAACCUAUCAAAACACCCUCCAAACCUGCCGCCAAACCCAAGCGCCUGUUUCACAAGGACUCCGGCAUCUCCACAGAGCUGAACCAGCUGAGCUUGGAUGGGAACAAUGACCCUGUCUCUCAGCUUGAUUCCGAGCUAUGCGGGUAUGAGAACCGUCAACGCCCCUCCAGCCAUCGCUCAAUGCUAACCCCGACCAGAUCAGGAUCCGAACGUGAAGCUUCAUCGCAGUCUCAAACUGCCAAACCGCAGACACCCCCAGCCACGCCACCACGAGGCCGUCUGCGUUCCCCAACCAAAGACAAGAUCCGUAUCCCGCCAACUCCCCACCGCGAGAGUGUCGACGCCUUCUGGAACCAGGAGGAAACCAACGAUUGGAUCGACCAGCACUCUCCGCACAAGGAGAAAUUCUCCGGAUGCUCCGUCAUAGAGCUGCUGCAGGAGUUCGAAGAGUCCGAAUGUGAAGACGAGGACAACUCCAAAAACUCCAGCAUCAUCAGCGUCGAGCCAGAGACCGUGUCGCCCAUCAAGGCCACCAAGACGCCCAGCAAGUCCGCAUUAAAGAAAGCGGAAGCCGAGCGGAAACGAGAGCUGCGCGCACGCCGGAUGUCAUUUGAUGCGAAGAAAGGUGGGCUGGCGGAGAACUUCCUCCGCGUGCUGGACGACGCAGCUGCUGAUGGCGGAGUCCGUCGACUGGCCGAGUCGACUGGCGGGGUGAAGAUCGUCUGGAGCAAAACACUCAAGACAACCGCUGGCCGCGCGCACUGGAAGGGCGAGCGCAUGCGUCCCUCCUCGUCCUCAUCUUCAGAGUCAGAUGGUCCACGAUACAGACAUCACGCCAUGAUCGAGCUCGCCGAGCGCAUCAUCGACAAUGAGGAUCGGCUGCUCAACACUCUCGCGCACGAGUACUGCCAUCUGGCCAACUACAUGAUCUCGAACGUGCACAAGAACCCGCACGGACCGAGCUUCAAGCAAUGGGGCCGCAAGUGCUCGGAUGUCAUGUCGGACCACCCCAUCUAUGGGGGUAGGAUCACCGUCACGACAAAGCACAACUACAAGAUUGAUUGGAAGUAUGUCUGGGCUUGUGAGGGCUGCGCGGUUACCUAUGGUCGGCAUUCGAAGAGUAUCGAUACCACUCGCUCGCGCUGCGGUGCCUGUGCUGGUCACUUGGUGCAGAUUAAGCCGAAGCCGCGGAAUAUGUCGCCGCGGAAGAACAAUGGUUCUACCUCUCCGCAGAAGAAGGGUAUGGAUGAUGUGAUUAGGGAGCUGGGACAGGUGACUCUAUAG
Penicillium riverlandense is the source of this 2043-nucleotide messenger RNA. Its product is annotated as SprT family zinc-dependent metalloprotease. Gene Ontology annotation, cellular component: nucleus. NCBI's taxonomy places the organism in Eukaryota, Fungi, Ascomycota, Eurotiomycetes, Eurotiales, Aspergillaceae. The transcript has a single exon. The record is from RefSeq and is a predicted model, not a curated record. Bases 1 to 2043 code for a protein of 680 amino acids.